Messenger RNA from Exserohilum turcica Et28A, 2475 nucleotides. RefSeq lists its product as uncharacterized. The record is from RefSeq and is a predicted model, not a curated record. NCBI's taxonomy places the organism in Eukaryota, Fungi, Ascomycota, Dothideomycetes, Pleosporales, Pleosporaceae. The transcript has a single exon. Gene Ontology annotation, molecular function: mRNA binding. The coding region runs from base 1 to 2475 and encodes 824 amino acids. Gene Ontology annotation, biological process: mRNA splicing, via spliceosome. Gene Ontology annotation, cellular component: cytoplasmic stress granule.
AUGCAGCAGCACGACGGCACCCCCAAUGCCCCUAGCGGCCCGCGUCUCCAGACCACGUUCCCCCGCCAGAUGAACGGCGGCCACCACGGCUUCUCCCACGGCGCCUUUGCCACCAACCAGCCUGGCUACGGCGACCGCCACCCGGAGCGCGCCAACAACAUGUCCAUCAACACGGGCAGACUGAACCCGGGCAACCAAAACGGCGCCGACCUGCAGACGCCCGGAACCGGCUUCGACAUGAACUUUACGCCUCUGCUGCCCUCGCAGCUGCUUCUCGGUAGCCCCUUCCAGCCCGGUUCACCCUCUGCCUUUGCCUCACCGCAAUUCCAGAAUUUUGCCCAAUUCGCCAGCCAGAACCAAUCGCAGCAGCAGAACCACCAGUCUAACCACGUUAGCAGCCCCUUGCAGCAGCCGCUCUCGCCCCAGCUCUACCAGAACAUGGUUUCUCCCACGAGCGGGUUUUUCGGCGGUCCGCAGUCUCCCACGGGUGGAUUUUCUGGUUUUGGUGCGCAGGGCCUGGGUGGGCUCGGCUCCUCUAUGCCGAUUGCCCCUGGCCUCGUUUCUGGAACUAGCAGGACCGUCUACCUGGGCAACAUUCCCCCAGAGACGUCUGCCGAGGAGAUCCUGGGCCACGUAAGAAGUGGCCAGAUCGAGUCAGUCAGACUUCUUCCCGACAAGAACUGCGCCUUCAUCUCCUUCCUCGACAGCAGCUCUGCCACGCACUUCCACUCUGAUGCCAUCUUGAAAAAGCUGUCCAUCAGGGGCCAGGACAUCAAGAUUGGAUGGGGAAAGCCCUCGCAGGUGCCCACUUCGGUAGCCUUGGCGGUGCAGCAGUCUGGCGCUUCCCGAAACGUCUACCUAGGCAACUUGCCCGAGGAUGUUACCGAGGAUGAGCUGCGCGAGGAUCUCAGCAAGUUUGGCCCAAUUGACACGGUCAAGAUUGUGCGGGAAAAGGCCAUUGGUUUUGUUCACUUCCUGUCGAUUGGCAAUGCCAUCAAGGCUGUUUCGCAGCUCCCCCAGGAGGCCAAGUGGCAGGCCCCCAGGCGCGUGUACUACGGCAAGGACCGAUGCGCCUACGUUUCCAAGACGCAGCAACAGAAUGCCGCGCAGUACUUGGGCAUUGCGCCUGGCUACGCCCAUGUUUUGAACGGCGCGGACCGUGAUAUGAUUUCUAAUGCCCUCGCCCAGCAGUCUGUCGCUGCUGCUGCCGUGGCAACGUCGGCCGGCGGUGUGAACAACCUGGGUAACCGAACCGUGUACCUGGGCAACAUCCACCCGGAGACGACCAUUGAGGAGAUUUGCAAUGUGGUGCGUGGCGGUCUUCUGCACCACAUUAGGUACAUUCCCGACAAGCACAUUUGCUUCGUUACGUUCAUCGACCCUACUUCGGCGGCUUCUUUCUACGCUCUCAGCAACCUUCAAGGCCUAAUGAUCCACAACCGCCGUCUGAAGAUUGGCUGGGGCAAGCACUCCGGUGCCCUUCCCCCUGCGAUUGCUCUUGCCGUCAGCGGUGGUGCUUCUCGCAACGUCUACGUCGGUAACCUCGACGAGUCCUGGACCGAAGACCGUCUGAGGCAGGACUUCUCCGAGUACGGCGAGAUCGAGCUGGUUAACACCCUCCGCGAGAAGAGCUGUGCCUUUGUCAACUUCACCAACAUUGCCAACGCCAUCAAGGCUAUCGAGGCCAUCCGAGGCCGCGAGGAGUACAAGCGAUUCAAGGUCAACUUUGGCAAGGACCGAUGUGGUAACCCUCCACGCCAAAUGAGCAACCAGCAAGCCCAGGCUCAGCAGGCUGGCAGCGAUGGUCUGCAGUCGCCGUCGCCUAUCAACGGCCUGCACCCCAACCGUGCCGGCGCAUCAGUCUCGCCCACCGGCUCUGGCGCUCCCGGCUCUGGCCAAAGCACCAACGGACAGUUUCCCUCUGUCCAAGCACCUGCUUCGGGCAACAUCCUCAACUCAGGCAACAACAACAACCCGCUCAUGAUGUACCUCCAAGCCCAACAGCAACAGCAGCAGCAGCAACAACAGCAACAGGCAGAGGCUAGCAUGCAACAGCAGCAAAACCAGCAGCAACAGCAGCAGUCUUUCCAGUCGCCUCAAGCUGCCUUUUACGGUGCUGACCUGAACACUCCUCAGCCGCAUCACUCUCACAGCUCGCACCAAAGCACUUCGAGCUUUAGCCUCAUCAACGGCACAUCAACUGGUGGCUCUGGAACGACCACGGUUGGUGGACUCCUUGCGCCCUCGAACCUCAACUCUCGCGGCCAGCACUCUCGCGCCGUCAGCCUUCCCGCUUUCACCCAGGGCCCCUUCAACCACUCCAUGCCUCAAACCCAGGCCCCUCAACAGGGAUCUUUCGGCAGCCUGAGUUCGGGCAUUGGAGGCUUUGGUAGCGGCAACAGCGGCUAUGGCCUUGCGAUCCAGGGCGAUGGCGGUCUGCCUGGAUGGGCCGAAGAAGAGGUUGGUGCCCAGUAG